Messenger RNA from Bipolaris zeicola 26-R-13, 1401 nucleotides. RefSeq lists its product as uncharacterized. The transcript has 8 exons. The record is from RefSeq and is a predicted model, not a curated record. Gene Ontology annotation, cellular component: cytoplasm. NCBI's taxonomy places the organism in Eukaryota, Fungi, Ascomycota, Dothideomycetes, Pleosporales, Pleosporaceae. The coding region runs from base 1 to 1401 and encodes 466 amino acids. Gene Ontology annotation, molecular function: Rab GDP-dissociation inhibitor activity. Gene Ontology annotation, biological process: vesicle-mediated transport; protein transport; small GTPase-mediated signal transduction.
AUGGAAGAAAUUGCUCCAGAAUACGACGUCGUGGUCCUGGGAACAGGUCUCACCGAAUGUGUGCUUUCAGGUGUGCUUAGUGUAAAGGGCAAGAAGGUGCUCCACAUUGAUCGCAAUGACCACUACGGAGGUGAGGCAGCAUCGCUGAACAUCGAGGCACUCUUCAAGCGAUACGGCCGGACCGAGGGUGAGCCAUGGAAGAAGUAUGGCCGCGUCAAUGACUGGAACAUCGAUCUCGUCCCUAAGCUUCUCAUGGCCAACGGCGAACUGACCAACAUCCUCGUUUCCACCGACGUCACCAAAUACCUCGACUUCAAGCAAAUUGCUGGCAGCUAUGUUCAGCAGGGCAACGGCAGCAAGGCGACCAUUGCCAAGGUCCCCUCAGACGCCGGUGAGGCUCUUCGAUCGCCCCUUAUGGGUCUUUUCGAGAAGCGCCGAGCGAGGAACUUCCUCGAGUGGGUUGGUGGCUACAAGGAGGACGACCCAGCCACACACAAGGGCAUGGACGUCAAGAACAGCACCAUGAAGGAUAUCUAUGACAAAUUUGGUCUUGAGCCCUCCACUCGCGAUUUCGUUGGCCACUCUAUGGCUCUUUACCCAACCGACGACUACAUUGAGCAGAAGGGUGCAGCAGAAGAUGCCAUCCAGCGCAUCAGGCUGUAUGUAAACUCCAUGGCACGAUAUGGAAAGUCGCCAUACAUCUACCCUCUGUACGGUCUCGGAGAACUUCCUCAGGGUUUUGCUCGUCUCUCUGCCAUCUAUGGUGGUACCUACAUGCUCAACACCGACGUAGAUGAGUUCAUUUACGAGGGCGGCAAGGUUGUUGGCAUCAAGGCCACCAUGAAGGAGAAGGAUGUUCCUGGCGACGGUAUGAAGUUUGAGACCAAGGCAGGCAAGAUCCUCGCCGACCCUUCAUACUUCCCCAGCAAGGCCCGUGUUACCGGACACCUGCUCAAGGCCAUUUGCAUUCUCAACCACCCCGUUCCCAACACAUCGGAUGCCGAUUCCCUGCAACUGAUUAUUCCCCAGUCCCAGGUCGGACGUAAGCAUGAUAUCUACGUUGCGGUCGUUUCAUCUGCACACAACGUCUGCCCCAAGGGAUACUACAUUGCCAUUGUUUCCACUAUUGCUGAGGGUGACAGCAACCACCACCUUGAGCUUCAGCCAGGUCUCGACCGCCUUGGAUCAAUUGAGGAGAAGUUCAUGGGACCAGCUAUCCCUCUCUACGAGCCAAUUGAGAGUGGUGCUAAUGACAACAUCUUUUUGUCAAAGAGCUACGAUGCCACGAGCCACUUCGAGACAACGACUGAUGAUAUCAAGGAUAUUUACAAGCGUGCAGAAGGCCAGGAGCUCGUUGUUGAGGGCCUUAGGGAAGGUGCAAACUUCAACGUCGAAGAAUAA